UAGAAAAUCUCCAGCUGUUGGAUGAUCAUCUGUUGGUGUAGGUUCUCCAACCAAGGAAUAUACACAUGCAUCCAAGCUUCCCAAAGAAUAGUGUGGUCCAGUGUACUCUUGGGCUAUAGCAGUAUUGGAAGUUGACUUUUCUUCUCCCGUCUCCCCACACCAACUGGGCACAAUCAUCUUUCUUCUCCCAAUUCUGGCUGAAAGACAAGAUCGCAUCCAUCUGCUCAUCACCAUUUAUCUUGCCUCAGGAAUAAUAUCUCCUCCCAGAAUGGGUGCUGAACUAACUGUUACCGGGUGGUUCUUGUCGCCAAUCAUACGGGAGAUGCAGGACACCGCUUUGGCCUACAUAAAGGGGCAAUUCAGUUGGAAGAAAGAUCAGGAGAAGGACCUUGAACGCCUUGACAUCACCCUGACAGAGAUUCUGACCAUUGUGGAUGUCAUCGAGAAGAGGGAGAUAAAGGAUGGGAACCAGAGGAGGCUGCUAAGCAUACUUAAAGACGCCAUUUACGGCGCUGUUGAUGUGCUGGACGGCUUCCAGUACAUGGUCCUCAAGUCCAAGGUUGAUAGCCAGUCUGCGGUGAGUCGUGUCACCUCAACCUGUAUUUACUUGGGUAAACGUUUGAUCGGUGCAGACGAAUUCCGGGGGAAGCUAGCAGAUAUUUUGGAGAAAUUAGACGUUGUCAAGACAACAGCAGAUACCCUAUUGAAGGUGGUUAAUUUUGACAAUGCUACUGCAAAGUUAUUGCCAGUAACACGGCUGCGUGUAACUUCCCCUUUGAAGGAAAAUCACCAUAUAUAUGGUCGAAGAGAUGAGCUUCAUAAGCUGAGAGAUAUGUUGUUUGAGAUAAGCGACAGUAAUGCACCCGGACCCAGUAAUGCACCUGUACCCAGUGGCUCAAGCAUUGAUGUUAUAUCCAUUAUAGGUGUUGGUGGGGUUGGCAAGACUAGCCUUGCACGGUUGGCGUUCGGAGAUGAACAAAUACGCAUGAACUUCGGUCUCAGGAUGUGGGUUUCUGUAUCUGAUACUUAUGAUGAGAUUAGAUUGACAAGGGACAUUUUGGAGUCUUUAACUGAUGCAAAUUAUCACACUGUUGCUGAAUUUGAUGAAUUGCAGAAUGCUCUUCGUGGAAAGAUAGCUGGAAAGAAAUUUCUCCUCAUACUAGAUGAUGUUUGGUAUGACGAGGACAAAACAGAAUGGGAGAAUAAAUUACUCUGGAGCAAAGUCUUCUCUUCUUUAAAUACUGGACUGGAAGGGUCGAAGAUUUUGGUGACAGCUCGAGCUGACAAAGCUUGCAGUAUCCUACAUGCUAGGACACCCCCUUUACGUUUGGGAGGAUUGGACAGAGAUGAUUACUGGUUGCUAUUCAGAAAUCAUGCUUUUGGUGAGAAAUACCCAGGACAAUUUCCAGAACUCAAGGAAGUAGGAAUACAAAUUUGUUGCAGAUUGAAUGGUUUGCCUCUAGCAGCAAAGAUAAUCGGUCGCCUAUUGAAUGCUGAUUUGGAUGUCAGCCACUGGAAGAAAGUUCUGGAGAGUGAUAUAUCUGAUGAUGUUAUGAAGGUUCUCAGGUUGAGUUACCAGCACUUACCUGUCCAAUUGAAGCUAUGCUUUAGCUUCUGCAGCCUUUUCCCAAAGGACUGGCGUUUUGAACCUCAAAGACUCACUGAAAUGUGGAUUGCACAGGGUUUUGUGCAGAGGGAGGAUUCAUAUGACACUGAUCCAAAUAUUGAGGAUGUGGCAAAGGGCUACUUCAAUGAACUUGUGCAAAGAUCAUUCUUUGAGCGGUCAUUGUUGGACCUCCCAACAGAGUAUGUCAUGCAUGAUUUGAUCAAUGACUUGGCUCGGAAUGUCUCGAAGGAUGAGUAUGUCAGGGUUGAAAAUGAUAAACAAAAGAAGAUCCCACCAAACAUUCGUCAUCUAUCAAUAUCAGCAAAUUUGUUAGGCGGCAUGAAGAAAACAGAGUUGAGAAAUUUGCGUACCUUGAUUGUUUGGAAGAAAGCAUGGUCUUGCUUAAAAUUGUCCCUUCCAGAUGAUGUAUUCAAGAAGUCCAAAAGCAUCCGUGUGCUGGACUUGAACGGUUGUUGCCUGGAUAGGCUGCCGACAUCAGUGGAAGUUCUUAAACAUCUGCGUUAUUUCGCUUUUCGGGUUCCUCAGAGGCCGUGGCAAACAUCAUUGAUUCGGCUUUACCACCUGGAGGUCUUGGUCACAAGAGGGCACUCCUGCCGGGAAAGUGAAUGUGUUAACCUUCCUGCAAACAUGAAGAGGAACCUGCUCAAAUUAAGAAAAGCUUUCCUUCUCAAUGUUGGCGGCGCCACGAUAUCUGGUUUCGGAGGACAAACUCUUCUCCGUGGCCACGGGGAGUUCCAUGUCAGGAAGGAGAGCGGCUACAGACUAGGUGAGUUGAAGGAGAUGAAAAAUAUCAGUGGACAGUUAAAAAUUAGAUCUCUCGAGAAUGUUGAACAUCAGCAAGAGGCAGUUAAUGCCUGCCUAGAUUGCAAAGAGCAUAUCGAAUAUUUGGAACUUGAAUGGAGCAUCCAUGCAAGGGCUUUAACUUGUGAUAUUGAUAAUGAUGUGCUCAGUGCCCUUAGACCUCACCCUAAUCUUGAUCGGUUGAAGAUCAUUGGAUAUGGAGGAACUAGGUCACCCAGUUGGUUUGAGGCAAAUUGGCUGACUGCAUUGAGUUCUUUAGCUCUUGAGAACUGCAUGGGUUGGGUACAGUUGCCCCCUUUUGGUCAGCUUCCUCUGCUCAAGUAUCUCGAACUAAGAGGCAUGCAUGCUGUCAGGCAGAUUGGUCAAGAAUUCUAUGGGAAUGGUGACAUAAAGGGCUUCCCAAUUUUGGAAGACAUGAUAUUUGAUGGCAUGCUCAACUGGGAUGGCUGGUCUGGAACCGAAGAUGGUUCUUUGUUUCCAUGUCUUGAAAGGCUACUCGUAUCACGGUGUCCAAAGCUUCGAGAAAUACCAACCUUUAGUGCAACACCAAGAGUUGAAGUCGAAAUAUCUCCUGAUUCCCCGCCAGCUUCUUGUUUAAUCGAGUCACUAAUAGCAACUGCAUCACGGUUGAUCUUUCUGGUUAGCUCCUACAGCUUCUUGAGUGACCUAACCACUGAGCAACUAAACCAUGUUGCUGAGUUGAACCUGCAGAACUGUAGAGAUCCCAUGCCAGCUGGUGGAUUUCACAGACUUAGCUCCCUUCAGGUGUUCAGGAUCAGCAACUGUUCAACGUUACUGUCAUCAGUCAGUACAGAAGCAGUUGACACAUAUUUACUUCCUCCAUCUCUUUGCCAUAUUGAAAUAGCUCAAAGCAAUGUGCAUUGCAGCUUAUUACCAAGGUAUUUGCAAGGCCUAACUUGCCUCUCGACGUUGGUGCUCAAUAGCUGCCAUUUGAUGACAUCAUUGUCAUUUGCUUCUGAAUCCCCCCACCUUGUUGCUCUGGAAAGUGUAACCAUUAAAGAUUGCAAUGAGCUAGCUUCAUUGGAUGGAUUUAGAAAUCUUAGUGCUCUCCGGAAGUUAGUCGUUGCAGAUUGUUACAAUUUCUGCUCCUUGCCAGCUGACUUGAAUAUAGUGGGGUCUCUUGAGAAAUUAGUCAUAUGUGGGUGCCCAAUGAUGAGGUUCCUCCCCGAAAACGGCCUGCCAGCUUCCGUGCAGACUGUUUUGUUAUCAAUGUGCCAUCCAGAGCUCGAUACCCAGCUUCAAAUGAAGGAAGGUGCUGAAUGGAACAAGAUUGUUCGUAUCCCCGAGAAGAAAUUAGAGGUAGAGCUGAUUGACUUAUUGACUAUAUUUCCGGCCAAUUCUUCCUGAAGAUGUUACUAUAACUAAAAGAUUGCGGGCUGGGGAGCAGAUGGCGUGAUCAUCGGCAGCCCAAUUGUUAGACAGCUGGGCGAAGCCGCUUCUCCUGAAGAAGGGCUGAGAAGAAUAGAAGAGCACACCAAGAGCAUCAAGGCAGCCGUUCCUUGAUACGAGCAGUUCCAUCAUGAGUACUACCUCCGUUCCGAUUUACUCGUCGUGGUUUUAGUUCAAAUUUGAACUAAAACCAUGACGCGUAAAUCGGAACGGAGGGAGUAGUUGUUUUUGCCUUCUCUUUUGAGGAAACAUAUUGAAAUGUCAUGUUUCUUGUGCUGACUGAAACAUGGAAUAUUGCAAUUCAAAGGGAAUUAUCCUGAGAGGAGGUACAGGAUAAGGCCGUGGUGCAUUUAUA
Triticum dicoccoides is the source of this 4193-nucleotide messenger RNA. Its product is annotated as putative disease resistance protein RGA3. Gene Ontology annotation, molecular function: ADP binding. NCBI's taxonomy places the organism in Eukaryota, Viridiplantae, Streptophyta, Magnoliopsida, Poales, Poaceae. Bases 269 to 3796 code for a protein of 1175 amino acids. The transcript has 4 exons. The record is from RefSeq and is a predicted model, not a curated record.